Molecule: messenger RNA, 1449 nt
Organism: Aspergillus puulaauensis
Lineage: Eukaryota; Fungi; Ascomycota; Eurotiomycetes; Eurotiales; Aspergillaceae
Exons: 1
Coding region: 1-1449 (482 amino acids)
Molecular function (GO): hydrolase activity, acting on carbon-nitrogen (but not peptide) bonds
Source: RefSeq, a predicted model, not a curated record
AUGGCGACUUCGUAUAUCCUGAUCAAAGGGGCAACUGUGGUCCCCAUGCAGCCAUCACGCAGCACCGUCCUCAAAGACCACGACAUUCUGAUAGAAACCUCAUGGAUCAAAGCUGUAGGCCCGAAUCUUUCUCUGCCGAGUCCCGAAGACGGCAGUACAGCAGUCACGGUCGACGCCACGAACUGCAUUAUCACCCCCGGCUUCGUCAACGGGCACCACCACAUGUGGCAGCAUCUCCUGCGUGGCCUCACCCUGGAUUGGUCUCUCUUCGGAUAUGCCUGCCACCUGCGAAUGGUCUACGGGAGUCUGUAUACGGCGGAAGAUGUCGGCGUCGCCAACUAUGCAGCUGCGAUGAGUCUGCUGAAUAAUGGGAUUACAACUGUGCUCGAUCACUGCCACGUUGUGAACUCGCCGGAACAUGCUGAUGCAGCAGUCAAGGGCUUAAAAGAUUCCAGAAUUAGGGGGACAUUUUGCUAUGGGUUUUACCAAAACCCACCUGUUCCUGGCGAGCCUGAGAGUGCAGCUACUGAUGCCUUUGAUCAGGCCGCGAGGUUUGAGGAUGCGCUCCGGGUGCGACGCGAACAUUUCCCAAGCAAUGAUCUUGGCGAGGCACUUCUUACCUUUGGAGUUGCUCUGGACGAUCCGACGAACCUGUCGCCCGAGGAAAAUGUCAGGGGGUUGGAGGUUGCGAGGAAGUUGGAGCCUCGAAUUACCACAGCGCAUGCUUCAGUCGUGUCCCAUGGUGAGCCGAAACCUGAGAUCGUGCAGCAGCUUGAGGAUGCCGGGAUGAUGGGAUCGGACCUCGUUUUGAGCCAUGGGGUUUGGUUUACGAGCGACGAGCUGGAGGCCGUGCGAAGGUCUGGAGCAGGCGUUGUGGGCACACCAGACACGGAGCUGCAGAUGGGCAUGGGGUAUCCCAUCGUGUGGAAGGCCAGUGACCUGGGAUGUCGAACCGGCCUUGGACUGGAUAUCACUUCUAACCAGGGAAACGACUUUGUCGCGCAGAUGCGACUGACGCUCCAAGCACAACGAGCGCGCGAGUAUGACCAGACGGUGCAGACGGGCCUGCGCAGAAAGACAGCAGACGUGCUGCAUAUGGCGACUCUGGGAGGCGCAGAGGCGAUGCAGAUGGAGUCAAUAGUUGGGUCCAUAGUGCCUGGAAAAAAGGCCGAUUUGAUCUUCUUUCGAUGCGAUGAUAUCGAGACAGUGCCGGUCUUGGACCCUAUUGCAACGGUGGUCUUCCAUGCAUCGCCAAAGAACAUCGACACCGUGAUUGUCGAUGGGAACAUCGUCAAGCAGGACGGCCGUCUAACCCAGCUGGACUGGCCAUCGCUACAGAAGCAGGUACAAAGCAGGUCUGAACGACUGAGGGAGGAGGCAGCAAGGGUCGACAUGACCAGUGCAGAGACUCGCUUCCAAGCGGUAUUUCAGCGGGUGAUGCACGGUUAG